GAAGAAGAGAUAUGCGAGCAUUGGAAGAUAUGUCUUUUGUUGUGGUACUUCGAGGACGUCCGCGGUGUACUCUAGGGGACUCUGGGUGUAUAACAGGUGUACGAACUUGUUGUAUUCGUUUGUAUAUUUAUUGGCGGGAUGGACAGGGUGUGGUCAGUGUACCUGGAGCAGGAGGGCGUCAAUGGGGUGCGUGUGAACUGUUUUGUGGACUGCUUUCACCGCUCACUCGCAACGACCAUCCUGCCUCCGACGUCGCGAAUGAACUAACGGCGUUUAGAUGGACGGCUCGCCUUCACACUCUAGAACAUCCUCCGUAUACUCUCCCUCCAUCCAGUCUGCCGCUGCCUCCACCCGACACAUGCUUGCAGACAUGAACAACCAGAACAGUCCCCUCUCGCCCCCCAACGCUCCUUUCGCAUCCAGCAACAGCUACCGCUCUUUAUCUCCCAAAAACGACUCCCCCUUGAUGAUGAGCAACUCUGACAAGCAUCUCUCCGCUUCCCUCAGCAUCAAUUACCUCCCCAGCAAAUUCUCUGACAACAUCGUCACCAAGCGCAGAAAGGGUGCCAAAGGUUGGGAUGGCGUCAUUCCCAAGCAGGGCGGUGGUCGCGAGGCCUUCAAGAGCAACGAAGCACGCAUGCCUGGUGAGGGUGACGACGACUACGACGGUGUCUCCAGCGGAUGGUUUGGCGGCAGAGAGGGCGGCAGGACUCGUCCUCGGCUGCGCUGGAACAGGUUCAAAUGGACCCUCGUCGCUGCCAAUAUCGUGCUCUCCAUCUACUCGCUGGCCGGCCUCAUCGCCUGCCUCCUUAUCUGGUUCAACGUCUGGACCCAUGCAGACAUCGUCAGGGUCGGUAACCGCACCGAACUCAUCAUCUCCACCAUCGCUGCCUCCCUGGGCAUCCUCACCUCCUUGAUCGGUUGGUCCGGCAUCAUGCUCAACAAUCGCUCCUUCCUCGCCAUCUACUGUUUCCUUCUCUGGAUUUGCUUCGCGCUACUCGUCACGCCGGGCUACAUUGCGUACAAGAAGAAAACGUUCAACCUCGAGGGCAAGAUCAACGCUCAGUGGUCUCGCAGUCUCGGUGCCGAGGGUCGUUUGAGGAUUCAGAACCAGCUCAGGUGCUGCGGAUACUUUAACCCCUUUGUUGAAGCAACCGCCAGCCAAACAUGCUAUGCACGGAGUGUCCUGCCUGGAUGCAAGGGCCCCUACAUCAAGUUUGAGCGCCAUGUGUUGCAGACCUGGUACACUGUCAUCUUCUCCCUCGUCCCUGCCCAUUUGAUCAUCAUGGUCGUCGGCCUGCUCUGCUCGAAUCACGUCACGUACAGGUUCGGCAAGGGCAUGAUGCCCAAGGCGUACCGUCUCAACUUGAACAGUAUGGCCGUUAUCAUGGACAAUUAUGCAAACCAAUUGGCCGAACAAUACGGGAACGACGUCGCUUCAGAAGUCAUUGCACGUUCUCGUUCCAAUUUGCAACUCGAUACCAUGCCGACCAUGCCCUACCGUGAAGCAACCAGCACUUCGUCCACCUAUGGUGGUAGCAAGUACGAUACUCUGUCUGCCAGAGCACCGGAAGGCCAUUGAUCGAUUUAUCCUCUUCGUACUCGGAUCCUCUCUGCAGCAUGGACCUUGACUACACUAGUCGUUCGUUCGUUAGAGACAUUUACAUAUACCCUUGUAUCCUCCGUCUUUCUCCUCGUUUACUCUUCUCAUUGGUGGUGUCGAGUACGAGCUGUGAAGGAUACGAAUGGACACUUUUCUUUUCCUAUUGUACGACAGGGACACAUCCUACCUAAUUCAUCCGCGCUCAUGCAUUGAUAUGUGACAAACACUUGUUACCUUGUAUUUCAUGGGAUAAACCGUCACCUGGUCAACAGAUGUGAGGCUUAUAUGCCUUUGGCAAAACAAUUCAGAAGAGGGUUAUGCUACCUAUUUCU
Molecule: messenger RNA, 1935 nt
Organism: Somion occarium
Lineage: Eukaryota; Fungi; Basidiomycota; Agaricomycetes; Polyporales; Cerrenaceae
Source: the annotation of a GenBank genome assembly